This is a messenger RNA of Setaria italica (foxtail millet), 1223 nucleotides long. RefSeq names its product cyclin-P4-1-like. Gene Ontology annotation, molecular function: protein kinase binding. Lineage: Eukaryota; Viridiplantae; Streptophyta; Magnoliopsida; Poales; Poaceae. The transcript is spliced from 2 exons. The record is from RefSeq and is a predicted model, not a curated record. Bases 248 to 931 code for a protein of 227 amino acids. Gene Ontology annotation, biological process: regulation of cyclin-dependent protein serine/threonine kinase activity.
AGAUGGAGAGGGACACCGGCUGGCUGGCUGGCUAGCUAAUCAUGCCAACUUGCAGAGCUCAAAUCUUUGCUUCUUCUUUUACGACGCCCUUUUCUUGCGUUUUCCCUCCCUUUAUAACCACCACCACCACCACCUCGCCUCCCUCCCGCUUCUGAGCCGAGCCUUCCUUCCUCCUACCACGGCAGCACGCAACCACUAGCCAAGAACAGACCAAGAAGAAUCCUCCGGACCUGAUCGAGAUCGGCCGAUGACGACGGGGGAGAUGGUGGAGGCGGCGGCGGUGCCGCGGGUGGUCUCGAUCCUGUCGGCGCUGCUGCAGCGGGUGGCGGAGCGCAACGACGCCGCCGCGGCGGUGGAGGAGGCCGGGGCGUUGGCGACGGCGGAGGGGCGGCGGCGGCCGGUCUCGGCGUUCCAGGGGCUCACGAAGCCGGCCAUCUCCAUCGGCGGGUACCUGGAGCGCAUCUUCCGCUUCGCCAGCUGCAGCCCGUCCUGCUACGUCGUCGCCUACAUCUACCUCGACCGGUUCCUGCGGCGCCGCCCCGCGCUCGCCGUCGACUCCUUCAACGUCCACCGACUCCUCAUCACCUCCGUCCUCACCGCCGUCAAGUUCGUCGACGACAUAUGCUACAACAACGCCUACUUCGCGCGGGUGGGUGGCAUCAGCCUGGUGGAGAUGAACUACUUGGAGGUUGACUUCCUCUUCGGCAUCGCCUUCGACCUCAACGUCACGCCCGCCGCCUUCGCCUCCUACUGCUCCGUGCUCCAGAGCGAGAUGGCCUACCUCGACCCGCCGUCGCCCGUCGACGCUCCGCGGCUGCACUGCUACUCCUCCGCCGGCACAUCCGAUCACCACCACGACGAUCCCGCCACCGCCGCCACGGCCGCCGGCUGCCACCGUCACAGUCAGCAGCAGCCGCAGCUCACCGUAUGAUCGCCCGAUGAGACCGGUCGCUCGACGGAGCCGUUUCCCUUUUUUGUCCUGGUGGUGUCAGCUCGGCUUCCUGCUCUUCGUCUCCUUCCUCCCCUCUCCGCCCCGCUGUUCUUCUUCUUGGUACAUAGGUGUUGGUCGUUCUCGUUCCUAGUGACCUCCGGGGUACGUAGUCUCGUUUAGGUGGAUUGGAUCAUGGAUGGGGUCUCGGCUCGGGAUUUUUGCCAUUGUUCGACGGAUCGUGGAUUGAAAUGGAUGGAUCGGCCUGGGAUCCGAUUCGAUUUGGCCAUUGUUA